This is a messenger RNA of Magnolia sinica, 1844 nucleotides long. Its product is annotated as protein OSB2, chloroplastic-like. Gene Ontology annotation, biological process: positive regulation of helicase activity; mitochondrial DNA replication. The coding region runs from base 165 to 1358 and encodes 397 amino acids. NCBI's taxonomy places the organism in Eukaryota, Viridiplantae, Streptophyta, Magnoliopsida, Magnoliales, Magnoliaceae. Gene Ontology annotation, cellular component: mitochondrial nucleoid. The transcript has 8 exons. Gene Ontology annotation, molecular function: single-stranded DNA binding. The record is from RefSeq and is a predicted model, not a curated record.
AGUUCGUAAAAACACAAACACUCACUCUCAUUUUUAGGGUUUCUCUAGUUUCUGGAUUUUCAUCUCUCGUUCAUUAAUAGGGUAUCUCUCUCUCUUUAGAGGUUUUCCAGGUUUUCAUAUCCAUCUCUGAUUUUUAAGGUUUCGACUCUCUCAUCUCACAAUCCAUGAAUCUCUCUGGAAAAAUCGCAGCAUCUCUCUCACAAAGCAAUGGCAAGAGAUUCCUUCUCCUUCGCUCUGUCCUCCUCCAAUCAUCUUCUAUCUCCACUCAACCAGCAGCGUCAGCGCCAGCGGCGAAAACGGGAUGGACCAAAACGCCCAAACCCAAAUCCAAAAAUCCCGAACCUGCUCCUGACCCGACGGUGGUCCGGGACUAUGCUGUCCCGUCGGUGGCCCCUCCACAGCAACCUUUCAAUUGGUCGAGGCCUGCCGAAGUACCAUGGCAGCCGAAGGUCGCUAAUUCGGUGCACCUCAUGGGCUCCGUGGGAAUCCCAGUCCAGCUCGACAUCUCCCCCGACGGGAGGUACUGGGCCGUCUCCGUCCUCACAAAGGAAAAGAUGAAGGAAUUCCCGCAGCUCUGGAUUCCAAUAAUAUUUGAAGGUGAUUUGGCACAUGUUGCUGCAUGCCAUCUCAAGGAAAAUGAUCUCAUUUAUAUAACUGGACAGCUGAGUGGAGAUCCACCGCCAUUCGCUAUCGAACAAGGGCGAACUAGCAUUCAGGUCAUGGUACAGAGCCUAAGUUUUGUCCAGAAAACUUACCCAAAUAAGAGAACACAAGCACCAUAUGAAGAAAAUGGACAAGCGUCUGAUGAUCUAGCUAAAUUACAAUUUACAAGUCUCUCUCAAACCGGAGACACGAGGAAAACUGUGCAGUCAGUAGGGAGCCCUUGGAGAGAUCUUUUAGCUAAUCCAGAGCAGUGGUGGGAUCACCGAUUGGAUAAGCUCAAUGGAUUGGUGAGCCCAAAGCAUCCAGAUUUUAAACACAAGGAGAAAAACCUGCCAAUAUGGAUUGACCGUGCACCAGAACAGGUCCUGUCGGGACUUGAAGGACUAAAAUUUGAUGUGAAAAAAGGAGAAAAGGUUAAGCAUGGAUCGCCUAUAAAAAGAACAGUUGGUGAGCCAUCCUCGAAACCAUGCCUGGAAUCUACAGAUGCAUCUUGGAAGGACUUGGUGGAAAACCCAAAGAAUUGGUGGGACAAUCGAUCCUGUAAGCUCAAUCCCAAAGCCCCUGAUUUUAAACACAAGGUAACUGGUGAAGGAUUGUGGAUUAACAGGACACCAGCUUGGGCAUUGUCUAAGUUGCCGCCUUCCAAACCUAAAUCAACAGUCAACAUUAACAUGAAGGACACACUACUGUCCUGAGUGCUCUACCCUGUUUCCUACGACUUAUUCUGGUGGGGGAUACAGUGUGAAGUUCUGAAGAGGACUGGUGCAUUUCUUUCAUGCAAGUGUAUUUAUGUGAACAUACAUGGCUCUGCUUAGUGCUUGUCCGGCCAGCUGACAGGUACUGUUGUCCUAACGUGAGCUAUCCAUCAAUAGGUUCAUUGUCCGUGAGCACCACAGAUAUUUUUCGACGCCCAUAUAACACUUAUACAGGAUCAUCAAUUCCCUUUAGCUGCAACGUUCAUUGAUGUUAUCAUGUACAUUUUUUGGAGAAUGCACAAGCAAGAAAAGGCACUUUAGAUGCCAGAGAUGGAAAAUGUUAUGGCCAUGGUUGUAAUCUUGUAAUUAAUGGUUGGAGGAUUGCAUCUUGAGAAUGAACAUUAUAAAUGGGACUGAACUCGGGCUCUGAUGGAUUGUGGGUGUUUGGGGAAAGAAAUUAUAUAAGAUGAGAUUGCACAAUUUUUA